Fusarium pseudograminearum CS3096 is the source of this 1515-nucleotide messenger RNA. RefSeq lists its product as uncharacterized. Gene Ontology annotation, biological process: transmembrane transport. The transcript has a single exon. The record is from RefSeq and is a predicted model, not a curated record. The coding region runs from base 1 to 1515 and encodes 504 amino acids. Gene Ontology annotation, molecular function: transmembrane transporter activity. NCBI's taxonomy places the organism in Eukaryota, Fungi, Ascomycota, Sordariomycetes, Hypocreales, Nectriaceae.
AUGGCUGAUCCAGAAGAGAAAAAGACGAGCCAGUCUCCAGAGAACGACGUGGGUCAGACGAGGAGGAGCCAAGAUACUACCACGACUGAAGAAGGCGUCAUUACUCAAGUACAGCAGCCGGAUCAGCAAAUCUCAACCUCGGAGAAGGACAAUGGAGACAUGUUUCCCCCUCAGAACGAUGUUCCACCUCCACCGCCGAAUGGGGGAUAUGGCUGGGUUUGUACAGCCUGCGUUGCCAUCAUAAACGCUCAUACAUGGGGUCUCAAUUCGAGUUACGGCGUCUUUCUCGCCCAUUAUAUCCAGAACGACACAUUCCCUGGUGCGACCUCUCUCCACUACGCCUUUGUGGGAUCCCUGAGUAUCGCAUGCGCCAUGUUGGUAUCACCUCUAGCUACCAUGUGUGUUCGGGACUUUGGUACCAAGCCAACUCUCUUCUUUGGCAUUAUCCUCGAAACUGCUAGUCUCAUAUGCGCCAGCUUUGCCUCCAAGAUCUACCAGCUGUUCCUUACACAAGGUGUUUUGUUUGGUCUCGGGAUGGGUUUCCUCUUUGUUCCCAGCGUUGGUAUUGUUCCCCAAUGGUUCACUACUCGUCGAUCUCUGGCAAAUGGUAUCUCGGCUGCUGGAUCAGGUCUUGGCGGUCUUCUUUACUCCUUGGCGGCCGGAGCCAUUAUCCGAAAUAUCAGUCUCCAAUGGGCCUAUAGGAUUCUCGGUAUCAUUGUCUUCGUUGUUAACAUCAUCUGCACCAUCCUAGUCAAAGAUCGUAACAAGAUCGUUGGCUCUCGACAGGCUCCCUUUGACCUCAGUCUCUUCAAGCGCCCCGAGUUCCAUCUGCUCCUCGGUUACGGUUGGUUCAGCAUGCUGGGAUACGUCGUUCUCAUCUUUAGUUUAGCCAACUACGCAAAUUUUAUCGGCCUCGAUGCUUCCCAAGCAGCCAUGGUCAGCGCCAUCUUCAACUUGGGGCAGGCUGUCGGUCGUCCCUUUAUCGGAUACUUUAGCGAUCGCACAGGACGUAUCAACAUGGCCUGCGCGACUACCUGGCUAGCUGCAAUUCUCGUCUUUGCAAUUUGGAUCAACGCAAAAUCAUACGGACUUUUACUCUUCUUCACCAUUGUCGGAGGUGCCAUGGCGGGAACGUACUGGGCGACUGUCGGACCGGUCACAGCCGAAGUUGUCGGUCUUGCCGACGUCCCUGCCGCACUCAACUUGACAUGGCUUGUUAUCAGCUUGCCUUGCACAUUCAGCACCCCAAUCGCACUGCAGAUCGUCGCAGGCACAGGCAAGUACAUCGGAGCUCAGAUUUUUGUUGGUUUCAUGUACAUCGCCGGAGGACUGUGCCUGUUCUUCCUUCGUGGGUGGAAGAUUGGUGAACUUGCUGAGAUAGCUCGUGCUACAAACCACGAUCCUGAGGAGAUCAGCCGGGUCAGGUCUCAGGCAAGCGGUGCUAUCAGCAUCAAGAGUAGGAGGAUUGGUCGGAAGAGGAUGCUGGGCGAAUGCUACAAGCCUGGCAAGGUCUAG